AUGUCGGUACAAGCGAAAAGGCAACACUGUUACCUGUGCGAUCUGCCCCGGAUGCCGUGGGCCAUGAUACACGACUUUUCCGAAGCUGUGUGUCGCGGUUGCGUCAACUAUGAGGGCGCGGACCGGAUCGAGCUGGUGCUGGACACGGCCCGCCAGAUGAAGCGCAUCCAUUCGGCAGCUAGUGGUGGCGGUGCGGGCGGUGGCGGUGGUAGUAGCAGCGGCAAACGUGGUCACGAAAAUGGUGAACUGUCACAUCGGUCCGUACCGACGGCCGCCGGGCCGCAUCACUAUUCCGUCCGGACGGGUCCGACACUGGUGGACUUUACGCCGAAGCACGAACCACACGACAUUGCCAGUGUGCGGGCUGGCGCCCGGAUGCAGCAGCAUAUUCCGCCGCACCAUAUGGCACCGCACGGUGCCGGCCGGCAGCAGGUUCCGCCGGCUCUGUCGGUGAAUCUGAAGCGACCGCCGCCGGACGAUGACGAUCACCAGAUGGAGGGUCCGACUGGGAGUGCGAAGCGCGGUGCGGAUGAUCCGACCGUGGCCAUACAGCGGCCACCGUUGACGCGGGGCGAAUCGCUACCGGCUGUACCGUUCGUGCCGGACCGUCAACCAAGCUACAAGGACAAGCAUCCGGUGCGAACAGCAUCGUUCGAUACGGCCGCCUUCAAGGCACUUGACCAGAAGCAACAAAACGUGGGGAUUUUUGUGAACGCCCCAGUAAUGCCCCGAGUCUACCCGAACGUGAUACCGAUAGCGCCCGCAUCGAUGGGGGUCGGUGGGGGUGGUGGCGGUGGUGGUGGUGGCGGCGGCGGCGGGGGCGGCGAUAGCACACCACCGACACCGUCCGUCGCACCGUUGCAAAGCCCGAUGGCGAACCUAAUGUCGAUCACCGAGACCCUUCCGCCCGGCAGUCCCCGCAAUGGGCCAAGCCCACCGGGCCCACCGCCACCGCGGACAGCGUCCCGCGGCUCACAGCAUUCGCCGAACAGUUCCGGUUCAUCGAGUGGCCGAAGAUCUUCCGGUUCUAGGCAUGUGUCCAGUACGACGGUAACCUCGUCCGAAGCACAGCAACCAAACUCCUCGCUUCCGGGUAGUGGCGGUUCGACGACACCAAACGGUGGUAGCGCCGGUGGACCAAAUGGUGGCAACGGAAACACACCGCCCGUUGCCAUGGGUCCGCUUGGGCCGGGUCAACAAAUGUCCCAGCAAGUACCUCCGCCACCGCCACAGUCACAGUCCCAAUCCCAAGGCGGACCACCGGACGGUGUCCCUCCAGGGUUGGGCGGUAAUGCCGGUUCCGGUGCGAAUCCUGCCGGUGGCCCCAAUGCAAGUCCCGCCCCUCCCGGCACUGGCGGUCCACCAGGCAGCGGACCCGGUAGUGGUGCACCCGGUGGUGGUGCCGGCGGACCGGGCAGCGGAGGUCCGGGAGGUCUUCCCCCACCGCCUGGUUCGGCACCGAGCAAUGCACCACCCGGUACAGCACCGGCACCUGCACCAAACCCGACGCUCAAAUGCACACUGUGUCAGGAAAGGCUCGAAGACACGCAUUUCGUACAGUGCCCGUCGGUUGGUCACCAUAAGUUCUGCUUCCCCUGCAGUCGGGAGAGCAUCAAGCGACAGGGCUCUGGUGCGGAAGUGUAUUGUCCGAGUGGGGAAAAGUGUCCGCUGGCCAACUCGACGAUACCGUGGGCAUUCAUGCAGGGCGAGAUCGCGACAAUUCUGGGCGAAGAGCUGAAGGUAAAGAAGGAGCGCGAAACGUAG
Molecule: messenger RNA, 1764 nt
Organism: Anopheles marshallii
Lineage: Eukaryota; Metazoa; Arthropoda; Insecta; Diptera; Culicidae
Gene: Pits
Product: interferon regulatory factor 2-binding protein-like A
Exons: 5
Coding region: 1-1764 (587 amino acids)
Biological process (GO): regulation of transcription by RNA polymerase II
Cellular component (GO): nucleus
Molecular function (GO): transcription corepressor activity
Source: RefSeq, a predicted model, not a curated record